Molecule: messenger RNA, 1646 nt
Organism: Triticum urartu
Lineage: Eukaryota; Viridiplantae; Streptophyta; Magnoliopsida; Poales; Poaceae
Product: putative glucuronosyltransferase Os01g0157700
Biological process (GO): glucuronoxylan biosynthetic process; plant-type secondary cell wall biogenesis
Cellular component (GO): Golgi membrane
Molecular function (GO): xylosyltransferase activity; galactosylgalactosylxylosylprotein 3-beta-glucuronosyltransferase activity
Source: RefSeq, a predicted model, not a curated record
GAAUUCCUCCUCUGUCCUUUAUAGGCCAAGCUCAGCGUCUCCUCCGUUCAUUCAGAUUCAAUCCGGCGAUCUCAGAGCUCUCCUGCUUCCAUCUAUCUGAAGAAGUUCAGGCGAGAGCAGCAGAGCAGCUAGGGAGAGGAGAAGCAGCAGAAGUAGCUGGGGAUGGACUCCGUGGAGAGGUCCAGGAGGAGGGCGCAGCGAUGGAGCAAGCGCAAGGCCGCCGUCGUCCACCUCGCCGUCUGCUUCGUCGUCGGCGCCUUCGCACCGCUGGUCGCCACCCGCGGCCCGUUGAUCGACGGCAUCCGCGCCUCGUUUCUUCCGUUUGGCGGUGUUCAGCGAGUGGCUCCGCCGUCGGCCCCUGCUGCCCCCGACAUCGGCCUCCUGCUGAUCGUCACCGUCACACGGCCGGACGACGACGUUGUGUCGCAGGAGGCGUCGCUGACAAGGCUUGGGCACACGCUGCGGCUCGUCCCGCCGCCGUUGCUAUGGAUCGUGGUUGGGGCCGAGAACAGGUCGGCGUCAACGGUCCAGGUGCUCCGCGGCACCGGCGUCAUGUUCCGGCAUCUCACCUACGCCGUCGGCCAGAACAACGCCACCAACAUCACCACCGCCGUGAACAACGCCACCACCGACAUCACCGUGGAAGCCAGCGCCACCACCGCCGUGAACACCACCACCAACAUCACCAUGGAAGCCAGCGCCACCACCGCCGUGAACACCACCACCAACAUCACCGUGGAAGCCAGCGCCACCACCGCCGUGAACAACGCCACCAACAACAUCACCGUGGAAGCCAUCGCCACCACCGCCGUAAACAACACCACCACCAUGGAAGCCAGCGCCUCCACCACCAUGAACAAUGCCACCACCAACACCGUGGAAGCCAGCACCAGCAACACAACCACCGCCGCCGAGAAGAACGGCACCAACAACACCAUUGUCGAGGACACCACCAGCAGCGCCAGCAACACCACCAUCACCGCCGAGAAGAACGGCGCCAACGACACCAUCGUCGAGAACAACACCACCGGGAAUGUCAAUGACGAAGCGGACCUGAAGAAGAACGUGGCGCUGAGCCACAUCGAGCGGCACCGGCUGGCCGGGGUUGUCCACUUCGCCGCCGCCUCUGCCAUAUACGACCUCGAGUUCUUUGAAGAGCUCAGGCAGACUCGGGGCGUUGCAGCAUGGCCAACGGCAACUGUGUCAUCAGCAGAGCAGAGAGUAACAGUGCAAGGACCAACCUGCAACUCAUCACAGAUAACAGGCUGGUACUCCAAGGACUCAGGCACCAAUGAGACACAUAGAGAGUCUGUUGCUGCUGCACAAGAUACAGGUGCAAUCCAGAACAUCUCCAGUUCACCUCCUGCAAUAGAGACAUCUGGACUUGGGUUCAGGAGCUCAAUACUGUGGGAAUCAGAAUGGUUCGUCAACAGCAACAGCUCUCAGGACUUCAUCCAGCUUGUACGAGAAAUGGCGGUCGGCGACGGGGACGAGCGGAAGGGCAUCCCUUCUAACUGCUCCGAGUCACGGAUAAUGCUGUGGCACCUUGACAUGCCAAAGCACACUCCAGAAGUUGAAGAACAGGAGACUCCACAGGAGCGAAGUCCAUUGGAGGAAGACGAAGAGGACUAUAUGACUUGAUAUUG